Molecule: messenger RNA, 633 nt
Organism: Macrosiphum euphorbiae (potato aphid)
Lineage: Eukaryota; Metazoa; Arthropoda; Insecta; Hemiptera; Aphididae
Source: the annotation of a GenBank genome assembly
AUGUCAGGAUUCAAUCAUUAUGGUCAUAAUAGAUCCAGCCAGGGCACAUCAAACAAUAGUCGGCAAAUCCCUAAAAAUUGGAUGAAUUGUCCUUCUAUAUCUACUUUGUCGGUAGCCGAUUCAUUUGUGGUGUUUAAAACACCAUUAGAUUAUAAAUAUGACAAUAAAAUAGAUAUCAUGAGGAGAUUCAAUCCACAAUCGGUAUUUAGUCAUAUGUGUUCAUAUCAGCAAAGUAUUGGGUUAUGGAUUGAUCUCACAAACACUGAUCGCUACUACAGUCAAUUUGAAGUAGAAGAUAUGGGAUGUGCUUAUGUAAAAUUGGCUUGUGUUGGUCAUGGGGAUUUGCCUAACCGACAAAUAGUUGAUUAUUUUUUAAAUAUUUGCUAUAAUUUUCUAGAAAACAAUUUUUCACAGUUCAUAGGUGUUCAUUGCACUCAUGGUUUUAACCGGACAGGAUUUUUGAUAGUUUCUUAUUUAAUAGAAGUGUUAAAUUAUGAUGUGGGAAGUGCAAUACAUCAUUUUGCAGCAGCUAGACCUCCUGGUAUCUACAGACAAAAUUAUAUAGACGAGCUUUACAGACGGUAUUCAAAUGAAGCACCUAUUAUGGCUCCGAAACCUCAUUGGAUUCAUUAG